CUUCAUUCUUUCAUUUUUAUCACAGAAAAAUAAUCAGAAAAAUUAGAUUUAAUUAAAUUAAGACAUGGCUGAGCUAUUAAUUGAUCCUAAAAUACGUGGAUGGGUGUUUUUACCAAUCGUGGUUAUCACUUUCUUGGUUGGAAUCAUCAGACAUUAUGUAUCAAUCUUGAUUUCUUCAUCGAAAAAAGUUGAAAUGACACAAUUACAAGAUAGUCAAGCGAUGAUUCGAGCACGUCUAUUGAGAGAAAAUGGCAAAUAUUUAACUCCACAGGCAUUUGCAAUGAGAAAACACUUUUUUAAUAAUGAGGAAUCUGGAUAUUUUAAAACUCAAAAACGUCCACCAGCAACUCCAAAUUCAUCAGCUAUGUUGACAGAUCUAGUCAAGGGAAAUUUCAUAAAUGUAUUACCUAUGGUCGUUAUUGGAGGAUGGAUUAACUGGAUGUUCUCUGGAUUCGUCACAACAAAAGUUCCAUUUCCACUUACUUUCCGCUUUAAGCCUAUGCUUCAACGUGGAGUUGAGCUUCAAUCUUUAGAUGCAUCAUGGGUAUCAUCAGCUUCAUGGUAUUUCCUUAAUGUUUUCGGUUUAAGAAACAUUUAUACACUAGUUUUAGGAGAAAAUAAUGCUGCUGACCAAACACAAUCGAUGCAAGAUCAGAUGUCUCUCAAUGCAGCUGGACAAAUGCCACAAGAUCCAAAACAAGCAUUUAAGAAUGAAUGGGAAGCUCUAGAAAUAGUCGAGUACAAAAGUGCAUUACAGAACGUUUGUGAAGAUCUCUUAGCAUCAAAUAGCCACGAACCAAUUGAAAAUAACAUUCAUCAUUAAUUUAAUUGAAUUAAAUUAUGUAAAACAAUUUCUUUAUUUGGGUAUGAUAAAUUCGAGGAAUAACGAAUAAAAUUAAUUUAAAAACCAA
Chironomus riparius is the source of this 911-nucleotide messenger RNA. NCBI's taxonomy places the organism in Eukaryota, Metazoa, Arthropoda, Insecta, Diptera, Chironomidae. The record is from the annotation of a GenBank genome assembly.